Messenger RNA from Haliotis rubra (blacklip abalone), 291 nucleotides. Its product is annotated as ankyrin repeat domain-containing protein 29-like. Gene Ontology annotation, molecular function: protein binding. Bases 1 to 291 code for a protein of 96 amino acids. The record is from RefSeq and is a predicted model, not a curated record. Lineage: Eukaryota; Metazoa; Mollusca; Gastropoda; Lepetellida; Haliotidae. The transcript has a single exon.
AUGAAGAUGUCCGACCUGUGUUCCGAGUUUACAUUGUGUUACAGCGACACCAACGUAGAGACACCCGGGAAGACGCCGACCUCCUUGACGCCAACAAGGAGGGGAACCUUGGGGGAGGUGAAGUUCUUCCUGGACACAGGUCGGACUGACGUCAACUCUAGAAGAGUGUUCGGGGGGACACCGGUGAUGGCGGUAGCACGGUGGGGUCACAGAGAUGUGGUGGAGCUCCUUGUGGGUAGAGGGGCUGAUGUGUCACUGGUGGACGAUGACGGUAGCAACAUCUUUCACUAG